GUUUCCAGAGAAUUGCUCUAACACUCGUUGAAAACUGGCAUCCCGGCUCGUGAUUUUCAUGACCAUCACAUGAUCAACAACACUGGAAGAUGGCAGCGACGAUCAAAAUAAACUCUCUCCAUGGGCCUCUAAAUGAAAUUGCGGCUCAGAAAACUCACAAAUUAGCCGUUACAAGAGAUUAUAUUUCUCAACCAAGGCUAAGUAAGAUUUUUAAAGAAAUUAAAUAAAGACAUUAUUUAAGUGUCGGCUUAGAUAGGCCUUAUUUGUUUUUAAUUUAUUUAAAUGCAACCUUAUUUUGUGAUUUGUGUCAUUGAUUUUUUUCGUUUCUCAAAAAAUGAUUUGGUGUACAACAAAUGUUGACUGUUACUAAUAUUUAGAAGCCAACAUUUGUAAUUUUUUGUUUGAUUCUAGUUGUAUCUUGGUUUUCAUUUACCAACACUAAGGUCAAGAAGCACAACUCAAGUGAAGUGUAGAUUUUAAUUUUUUUAUUUGUAGCAAAAACAAAAGUAAGGAUUAUUUAUCAAAUAAUAAUAUAAUUUAUUAUUAAGGAUACAUCAAAUGGCACUAACUAUUUUGGUCCAUACUAAUUGUAUUCAGAAGAUAUGAGUAUGAUGGUAAAUCUUUUUGUGACUUUUAUUAGUAUAAAUAUAAUUAAUUAGACCUAUUAUUCUUGUAUUUGACAUAUAUUGUAUUAUUGGGUAUUACUAUUAUUUAAUUAAAUCAAAUUAGGAAGACCUGAUUCUGUUCUACUUUAUCCAUUUCAUCAUUGAGUUGACCUCAGUCGCCUUAGAUAUAGUAGUUUUAAAAUUGUAUAAAUGUACAUUAUGUCCUCAAUAUUUUUAAGUAUUUAGUCUUCUGUAACGCCAGCACACUUUUUUUCUUUCUGACAAGGCCUAAUAUUUGUGUUUUUUGGUGAUUAAAAUACUACAAAUAUUCAUUCCCAUCACUUGUGAAUCAAAUAUUUAACAAAGUGGGAUUAAAGUCUUUUCAAUGUCUUUCAGAUUUUUAAAUAUUAAUAUUAACCAGUAAUUCACAAGUACCCCUAGGUGUGAAAGGUGUCACCUUCACUUUGACCUUUAUUCAUUCUCACUCAUUUGGUGAUGCAUGAAUGAAUACAAUUUGAUAUAACAAUUUCAAACACUCUAAUGACCAAAUGAUAUGAAAUUUACAGAUUACCCAUUUUUUCCUCAGCAUACAAAACUGUCUCUGGUGUGAAUGGACCCUUGGUUAUUUUGGACAAUGUCAAGGCAAGUAUAUAUCAUCAUUUAUUUACAUUCAUAUUUUAGCAACAGAAUCUCAACGUAAUGGAUACACAUCUGUUGGCCUCCCGUUUUUAAAAGUUCAUUUUAGUAAAAUUUUAUUCCUAUUACAAAUCAUUUAGAAAUCUGAUUAGUAAUUUAAUAGGUGUCAGUAAAAUUACAUUUUAUUUGAGCCUUUCAUUUUUUUGUAUUAUAUUUUAUCAAGUUUCCUAAGUUUGCUGAAAUCGUCAACCUUGUUCUUGCUGAUGGAUCUCAGAGAUCAGGACAGGUCUUGGAAGUAAUGGGUUCAAAAGCUGUUGUUCAGGUACAUUAGUUCGUUAAAAAAUAUAAGCAUCUUAAAUUUAAUGUUAAAUGUAGUCUAAUAGACUAGUAUUUGAAUUUAACUAACAUAUUGUGAAUUUCAAUAGGUUUUUGAAGGUACUUCGGGUAUAGAUGCAAAGCACACCCAAUGUGAAUUUACAGGAGAUAUUCUGAGAAUGCCAGUUUCUGAAGACAUGUCAGGUAAUUUAUAACUUUUCAUUAAAAUUUUGUUUUAGUUGCAGAAAAAAAGUGUUUUAUUUCCCUUUGCUAUUUUCUCCCCUCUGUUCCAUAAUAAAAGACAUAGUUGAUGAUUUUUUUUUUUACAUUUUUUUGUCAAACAGGAAGAAUAUUUAAUGGAUCUGGAAAGCCCAUUGAUAAUGGUCCAAAUGUGAUAGCUGAAGAUUUCCUGGAUAUUCAAGGUAUUUACAUACAACAUUCAAACUGUAAGAUGCUUAAACUUACUCACCUGUUUCUUCUUUUUUUAAAGGAACAUCUGAAACCAUAAGUAAGGAAAGCUAUAAUUGUUUUUAACAGGUCAGCCUAUCAAUCCUUGGUCACGUAUUUAUCCCGAAGAGAUGAUUGAAACAGGUAUCUCUGCCAUCGACACCAUGAAUAGUAUUGCUCGUGGUCAGAAAAUCCCUAUCUUCUCGGCUGCUGGUCUCCCUCAUAAUGAAGUAGGUUACUAUAGCAAUUAGCGUACAUAACUGACUUAAGUCAAAUAUGUUUAGUGUUUCAAGAGAGAAAAAAGUAAUUUCAAAGCUAUUUAGUAUCUGGAAGUUUGACUGCUUCCAUCUUCUUUACAGAUUGCAGCUCAAAUCUGUAGACAGGCUGGUCUUGUGAAGCUGCCUGGAAAGAGCGUGUUGGACAGUCAUGAAGAUAACUUUGCCAUAGUAUUUGCAGCCAUGGGGGUAGGUUUUAUAUUCAAUAAUAUUAUUAUACACCCUUUACUUCUAAGCCUCUUCAGCCUUCUCAACUCGCAAUUUUAGAGCAAGGGCCAUAACUUUAUUUUAAAUCAAUGUUCUUUAUCUAAAAGAAAUACAGAAAAUAAACAGCAGCAAGAAAAUAAAAUGUAUACCUAAAUACAAAUAAACAUACUUUAUGGUUGGUGGACCUUGAAAGAUGAAAUCCAGUUUUCACAUUAAAAAAUCUCACAAAUAAGAAGAAAAAUUUAUUUGUCUUCAUGUUGUCCUAUAUCAUGGGUUUUCCUAGUCUCUGACACCAUUGCACCUGUGAAUUUGGCAAAAAUGAAUAUAAAGACAGUUUUGCUUUUUUUUUUGUUGGUCUUGCUAGUGAGGCGAAGAGGGUUGUAGGAUCCGCACUGUUCUGCCAAGCCAAACCACCCAUGUGCCUGUUGUAGGAAAAGAUGGGUUGAGGAAUUGCAACAUCGCUGGGCCCUUCCUUUUCUUCUCUUACCUAAGAGUUUUUGCACCAUUCUCUGUGUAGAAAAAAUGGAGAUUUAUCGCACCAAAUUGUUGCCAGUAACCUGCCUCUCUGUAAAGAACUAAGAUCAGCACCUUUCAUCUUCUCAGCACUUAGUGGCCAUGCCUACCUGUUUGUGCUUGCUGCCCACAAAAAAUCCUCUGCAAGUUCGAUACUUUAAAAGUAAUUGUCAAAGUAGAAAUGUUCUUUUUCUAAAUGUCUUCCCACUGCAAAGAUGACAUGGUUGCCCAUGCCAAGUGACAUUGGGUUGCGUAUCUUUCCAUUGUAUAAAAUAGAAAAUUACACAUAAACUGCGGGGGGGGGGGUGUGUGUGUCCAGCAAUACGCCACACAUUGAUGCCUUCAUAGUUAGUUUGGCUUUUAUACACUGUUUGAAGAAUAAUCUGCUGUUGAACCUUGUUGCUGCCUCAUCGAUGCUAAGCAUUUUUCUUGGAUAAUAAUUUUCCUGAAAGUUCUUUAUAAUGAGAUCCAGAAGGGGUCUAAUUUUAAAAAGGAGAUCAUGGCCUGGCUGUCCCAACAGAAUUGUCGUUAUCAUUUAAAUGAAAAUGUUUGCUUGUUUUCUUAAAUCUAUUCUUUCUCAUGAUGUCAGCUAUGGCUGGAACUCUUCGAUCUAGAGACCAGUACGAGUCUCCCAAAAUCACAUUUAUGUAAAAAAAAAAAAAAAAUAAUUGAUUUCACUUCAGCAAACUGGUUGCCAGUAAGUUUUUUUGCCACUUUUUGUGGCAUACUGUGCUGCAUAUACAUAAAUUGCUCUGCCAUGUGUUGAUAAAAAUUUUUAAUGUGGGAUAAACAAAAUGAUAUGCAACUGCAUCAUCAAGCAAAUAAUGUUUUGGACAUUGCUUUGUAAAUGGAAAUAGGUUGUUUGGAGAAAAAUUACUAGAUCAUUCAUGAUCUUGCUGAUCAGUUGUAAUGGAAUUGGUAGACAUUGAUGUCACUAUGAUUAUCUUCUUCACUUGAAUCACCAUCACCAGCAUCAUUUAAGUUGUCAAUAUCUGAUGCUUCACUAUUGCUGCUAGAAUCAUUAAAUACCGGUGAAGCUCCACCAGGCCUUUCUUUCAGCAUUUUAUCCAUUGCUUCGAAAGCCAUUUUUUAAAAGCAGAAGUUGCAUAAUCAACAUAAAGAUAAAAGAUGUUUCAUACUAUUACUAUUGUUAGUCUUUCAUAAUAAUCAAUUUGAAAGUAAUGCUUUUUUAAGGUGGAAAAAUUAUCUUUUUUUUGGCUAAAUUCUAUUUAGAAGUUAAAUUACCUAUUAUGUUUUUUUUUUCUUAAGUUGCACUUUAAUAGUUUUCAAAAAAAUUGUUGGGUCAGCCAGUUUGGUUCGAUUAGCGUCUCUGAAAUGUAGUUUUUCUGUAAACAAAAUUAACAGUUGUAGUUCUAGCCCAUAGCACUAAACAAACAAUUUUCAGUCAUUUAAAUUUUCAAAUACUUUUAGGUCAACAUGGAAGCUGCCAGGUUUUUCAAGCAAGAUUUUGAAGAAAAUGGUUCUAUGGAAAAUGUAUCCUUGUUUUUAAAUCUUGCUAAUGAUCCCACGUAAGUUGCUUUUAUUUAACUGUAGCUGUUAGCGAUACUACUUAUAAUUGUUUUUGCUUUGAACGUGUUUGCUGGAUAUGACUUCAUCUGUAAGUUCUAUUUUUAAGUUGGUCAUGUCCUACUGGCAUCAUGUGUAUAAUAAGUGUCAAUAUCUCUUCAGAAUCGAACGUAUCAUCACUCCACGUAUAGCUCUGACCACUGCUGAAUAUUUGGCAUAUCAGUGUGAGAAACACAUUCUUGUCAUCUUGACAGACAUGAGCUCUUAUGCUGAAGCUUUGAGAGAAGUAUGUUUAUAAUGUUAUUGAAAUAAUUGUUGUAUUUUAAAAAAUCCUGCAAUAUGUGGUGCAAGGCCUUCCAAGAAACAGAUUUAUGUUUUCAUGAAAUGGACAGAUUGUGAAUGAGUACCGGUAUCUGUAAAAGUACUUUAAAAAUCAAUCAGUAUGUUUGAAAUUUUCAAAAUGAAGUUGAAACAAAUUUUUGAAGCCCGUCUGUAAAAUCUUUUAUGAUGAAUUGACAUGCGGCACAAAGAUACUUGUAACUUAAGCAACCCACUGCAAAAAAAAUGCUGCCCAUCCCCAGUAAAUAUGAAAUAUUUUUGCUUACAGUUAUUUGUAUUAUAUUUUAUUCAACAAUCAGGUCUCUGCUGCCAGAGAAGAAGUGCCUGGUCGUCGUGGUUUCCCAGGUUACAUGUACACAGAUUUGGCCACCAUCUAUGAGCGUGCUGGUCGUGUUGAAGGCAGAAAUGGAUCCAUUACUCAAAUUCCUAUUUUGACCAUGCCUAAUGAUGGUAUAUUCUGUUUUUAGAAAUAUGAAUGUGUAUUUUGUGUAGGAUAUUAGUAAAACAAAAUAAGGUUAAACAUGAAAAAAAAGGAACGCUACAAGACAACAAACAUGUCCGCAGGAAGCCUUUGUCAGCUAACCAUCAGAAUAAAAUUAAAAAAUAGCACUUAGCUGAGAAGUAAUAUCCAAGAGGGCAGAGAAUUGCAUCUGCUAUUUUUUUAUUGUGCUUUUGUGAUAACCUGAUUGCAGUCUCUCCCCUUAUUACCCUGUAUUUUGUGUCAUAGCUUGACCUGUACUGCACUUUAUCUGAUCUUUCCCACUAUUAUCUUUGGUCUUGCAAUGUCUUUCAGACAUUACCCAUCCCAUUCCUGAUCUUACCGGCUACAUUACUGAGGGGCAGAUGUAUGUAGACAGACAGUUGCACAACAGACAGGCAAGUGCUUUUUUUUUUUUUUUUUCCUGUUCCAUGUUUUGACUUCACAUUUUUUCUUAUUGUUUUUAGGGCCUUGCAUUUUUUUUUGGAAAUUUUAAUAAUUUGUUCUUUAAAAAAUAUAUUGCACAACAGACAGGCAAGUGCUUUUUUUUUUUUUUUUCCUGUUCCAUGUUUUGACUUCACAUUUUAUCAUAUUGAUUUUAGGGCCUUGCAUGUUCUUUUGGAAAUUUUAAUAACUUGUUCUUUAAAAAAUAUAACUCUUUAGCACAAUCUUGUCCAGAUGUUUAAGUGUUUUUACUGGUUAAAGCCAAAGGAUUUGGUCUGUAUUGUAACAAAUCUGAAUUGACAAAAGACUAGCAGAUUUUUAAAAGGCAUAAAUUUCUUUUUUCUACAGAUUUACCCACCCAUUAAUGUGCUCCCAUCUUUGUCACGUUUGAUGAAAUCUGCCAUUGGUGAGGGGAUGACCAGAGAAGAUCAUGCUGAUGUUUCUAAUCAGUUGGUAAGUUUUCAUCAGGUUCUUCGAAUUAAAUGUUGGCCUUUCACAUGUUCUUAGUAUUCCGUUGAGGUAAUUUGUUCUGAAUUAACUUGUUUUUAAUUUAUUCAGUAUGCAUGCUAUGCUAUUGGCAAAGAUGUCCAAGCCAUGAAAGCUGUGGUUGGUGAAGAAGCAUUGACACCUGAAGAUUUACUCUACCUGGAAUUCCUUACUAAAUUUGAGAAAAAUUUUAUAACUCAGGGUUAGUAUUUUUGAAGGACAUUGUAAACAAAUAAACUGUAACUAUCAAUCUUUUUAUUUUAUUGUAUCCUCAAAUAGCAUUGUUAUGUUACUAUUUUGUAAGCUUUAUGAUUAUGUUUUUUUUUUUUUUACAAUGAAAUAAUUUUAUUUUCAGGUCACUAUGAGAAGAGAACCAUUUUUGAGUCCUUGGACAUUGGCUGGCAAUUACUUCGUAUCUUCCCCAAGGAGAUGCUUAAGAGAAUUCCACAAGCCACAUUGGCCCAGUACUAUCCUAGAGCGUCAACACAGCAUGCAGCCGGUGGUAAAAGUAAAGCUGAAACAACUGCCCUUUAAUAUUAUCCCAAAGAUUUUAAUGCAGUCAUUUGAACCCACCCUUGUUAACUCUUUGCCUAUCUUUGGUCAUGUUAACUUUGAUUCCGGGCCUGACAAUAGUCACACUGUUUUGAAAAUGGUGUUGAAUUCAAUAUUCUUCCUUAUACUUUUUUUAUUACAGCUUGUGGAUGUCAAUAUGAAACUGUAAAGUUUCCCAAUAUUUAAAGUAAAUUUGUACCUAGGCAAAGAGUUUCUCUUAUUUAUUAUACUAAUUUAGUCCAGAGUAUUAGUGAAUAUUUGUCUUAGAUUAUUCAAAUUUAUUUUUAAGGCCUUUUGUGAUAGUUUUAAAUUGGCAGUUUCAUGAAAAUUGCUUUAUUGAUGUAAAUGAUUGUGAUACUAUGACCAAACUGUAUAUAAUUCAAUGUUAUAAUUGUAGUUAAUCAAGAUUGUGUAGAUACUACUUAUUGGACUAGCCAGUUUUCUAAAUCUGUGAUCUUCACAUAGCUAGAAAAUGGGCCAUCCCACAUUCUCUGUUAAGUGUAUGUAGUGUUAACAAAAUUGAAACAAAUCUCAAUAUGUGAAGUUCUCCUCAUAUUUCUUUCUUUUAAACACCUUCACAUCAAAAUUGUGAGUUUUUGUUUCUACAUUCCAAUGUAUCUUAGUUUUUGUGAGUACUGGUAUUCCACUAUGUUAAAGUGUGAGUGCUUCCAUAUUAUGAGGGUCUCCUAUAAUGGAAAAAGAGAGGGGGAAAUAAUAAUAAUAAUAAAGUUUAUUUCUAAAACAUGCUCAUCCCCAAAACAAACGCAACACUACAAAAACUAAUUACAAGCAUACCAAGUCAAAGUCUUUCUAGCCAUUUCAACCCUAAGCAACACAGCCAAUAUGCAAUUAACUGGAAAAUAUGGUAGACAGUCAUCCCAGAAGGUGUUUGCGAAAUAGAUGUGUCUUUAAAUCGGUUUUAAAGGACUAUAGUGUCUGGUUGUUUCUGAGAUAGACAGGAAGGGCGUUCCAAAUUGUUGGACCAGCAAAUGUGAAAAAGGGGCGGGGGUGGAAGUUGCGGCUCUAUUUUAAUUUGAUGGCACAACUGAAUGGUUUUGUCCAUGCAUUAUUGUAAUAUUUUGUUGUAUACCGGUACAGUUAAGGGUACAUUAGCUUAAUCGUCUAUUUAUUGAACUUCAAUUUUUUUAAACUGAGGUUGCUCAUCAUGACAAAUUUAUUUUGGUAUGGAAGGUUUGAUGUGAGGUUCCAUUUCAUUUUCCCUUUCUUUAUCGCAUCAUGUAAUGGGUAUCUCUAAUUUUGAAUGAUCAUAUUGUAGGAAUGAUGUAUAUAUAUAAUCACAGAAUAAACGUUUUGUAACCAGGUGAUCUUAAGUUUGUUUUUAUAUUUAAAAUGGUCUUGCCACAAGUAACACAAUUACACAAUGUAAUUUUCUUUACAAAUCCGGGUGAGUUAAAACAGCAUCACCAUUAACUUAUCAGGUUUGCUUCAGUAAAUAUUAUUCAUGUUUUAUGUUACCUAUAUGCCUGAGUAGGCCAUACAAAUUUUUAAUGGUUCACUGUCUUGAAGUGUUAAAAUAACCCGGCCACAAGUUUCAGAAAUGCUUGUUUACGGUACAUUAAUACUAAUACUAGUAAAUUAAUCUGGCAAAAUUAUUACAUGAAACUGAUGUUUCUUUCAUAUAUCUUUUGAACUGAACCAAUUCAGUAACUUAAAAUGUUUAAGUAAAAUUAUGUACAGUAAAGUAUUAAGUUAAUAUAAUGAUGCAAGGUGUGUAAAAACGCACUAUAUUUUGUCACUGUCCUUUAGUGUUUGUCUCAUGAUAAAAAGCAAGCAACAGAUAUUUCAGGUAAAGAGAUGAGUAUUUAAAGAACGUUUUAUUUUCAUAAAGAAAAGAUGGAAAGCAAAUUACAUGAGGAUCCCAGCUCCUAUAGUUAUAUAAACGCCAAUAUAUGACUUCAUGUCAGCAUUUAGGUUAUACAAUUUUUUAUUCUCUUUCAACAGUUAAUGCCAUUGUAUUCAAAGCACAAUUAAACUACAUCUUGACCUGCUUGGGUGCCGAAGAAAAUAUUUUACUUAACUCUGAUUAGCUGUUAAUGACUACAUAAAUGAAUUUGAUUUAAUUUUUAUUCAAUUGUCAUAAGGAUGACAGCAUAGAAAAGUAUUUCUGGAAUGGGUACCAUUUAUAAAACUUAAUGUAAUUAAAAAGAAAACAAAUGUCCAUGUGGUCUAAAAAUUUAAUGCCAUGGUAUUACUCCUGGUCUAGAAAGUUCUUCAUUAAAGUUUUAGGUGAAGAGAGAUACAGCCAUAAUUAUUUGACUUAAUACCAUGCCAACAAAUUGUUGCAGUGUUGUUUACUAUGGUAGGGUACUAAGAUUAGUAAGAUAUCUUUAAUGCUUUUGACUCAACUAAAUAAAGCUGUUAUUUUAUCAGAACCAUUUAUAAUGCAUGUUGCUUUUAUUAAAGUCCUCAAUUUUUUUAUUUUUUUUUUAGGCAAAGAGUUGUUGAAAAAAGAACAACAUUGAACAAAAUUAGUUAUAAAAUAUAAUAGAAAAAACAAAA
Messenger RNA from Lymnaea stagnalis (great pond snail), 9344 nucleotides. The record is from the annotation of a GenBank genome assembly. NCBI's taxonomy places the organism in Eukaryota, Metazoa, Mollusca, Gastropoda, Lymnaeidae.